Molecule: messenger RNA, 2131 nt
Organism: Sardina pilchardus (European sardine)
Lineage: Eukaryota; Metazoa; Chordata; Actinopteri; Clupeiformes; Clupeidae
Gene: wtap
Product: WT1 associated protein
Exons: 8
Coding region: 164-1531 (455 amino acids)
Biological process (GO): regulation of alternative mRNA splicing, via spliceosome
Cellular component (GO): nucleus
Source: RefSeq, a predicted model, not a curated record
ACUGCCCUCCUCGCGGAUGAUGGCGGCGGGACUGAACCCGUGUUAAUUAUAAUCUCUAGAAUUUGGCAACGUUGAUACAUUUUUACCUUCAUUUAAUUCGUAUUUAAACGAUUGCUCAGAAUAUUAUUUUUCUGUAGGCUUCAGAAACGGGUCUGGCGUCAGAAUGACUAAUGAGGAACCUCUCCCGAAGAAGGUUCGCCUUAGUGAAUCUGAUUUGAAGACCCUGACCAGAGAAGAAUUGUGUGCAAGGUGGAAACAGCAUGACGCUUAUGUCCAGGUCCUCGAAGCAAAAUAUGCUGAUUUAAACUCUAACGAUGUGACAGGGCUGAAGGAGUCUGAGGAGAAGCUGAAGCAGCAGCAGCAGGAGUCUGCGCGCAGGGAGAACAUUCUAGUAAUGAGGCUGGCCACCAAGGAGCAGGAGAUGCAAGAGUGCACAACACAGAUCCAGUACCUGAAGCAAGUGCAGCAACCCAGCGCAGCCCAACUCCGGUCCACCAUGGUCGACCCAGCCAUCAACUUAAUUUUCCUCAAAAUGAAGGCCGAACUGGAACAGACUAAAGACAAACUGGAGCAAGCCCAAAAUGAACUGAGUGCCUGGAAAUUUACACCUGAUAGCCAGACGGGUAAGAAGCUGAUGGGCAAGUGUCGCAUGCUGAUCCAGGAGAACCAGGAGCUGGGCAGGCAGCUGUCCCAGGGUCGCAUCGCCCAGCUGGAGGCCGAGCUCGCCCUGCAGAAGAAGUACAGUGAGGAGCUAAAGAGCAGCCAGGACGAGCUGAACGACUUCAUCAUCCAGCUGGAUGAGGAGGUGGAGGGAAUGCAGAGCACCAUCCUGACACUGCAGCAGCAGCUGAAGGACACGCGGCAGCAGCUCUCACAGCAGCCGCCGCCUCCGAACGCCACCGCCGCCGCCACAGGGCCUGUCCCCGCCAGCGCCGGUUCCAGCAGGACUGCCCCCUCCUCCCCCUCCACCUGCUCCGAGCCCGGCGCCCCGUCUGAGCCCGGGCCGACCUUCGGAAUCAGCGCCGCCGCCGGGAAGGACUGCGGCAGCGGGCGAGUGGCCAACGGGCCCACCAACGGGAGCAGCGGAGCCCAGAGAGGCGGCGGCGCCGGCGCCGGCGCAUCAGGGCUGUACCGGGAAGGCAGCAGCGUGGAGGAAGACUUCCCGCCUUCGCCGUCCGCGUCCAGCCCCGCGCAAGGGGAAGGCUCGAAGCUGUCCAACCACUCGGAGGAGGCGGUGAGCCAGGGGGGCGGGGACAGGUUUGAGCGGCAGCUGAGCGUGGGUUACGAGAGCGUGGACUCCCCGACGGGUAGCGAGGCCUCUGCCACCCAGCACUCCAUCGACACAGACUCCAACGCCGACUCGCACGAGGCUGCCGCUGCUGCCAUCGUCGUCGUCGCCGCCAAGGGCAACAGGACUGCUGGGUCACGGCAUACCGCACAGAAUGGCCUGGACUCCACAGCAGCCGCCGCUGCCACGGCAACCGCCAGCGCCGCGGUGACCACUAACUCCUCCACAGGGUCUGUUUUGUAACGUUCUUCAGUUGUCAUUGAUGUUCUUUUUUUAUACUUAAAAGACAGAUUAAAAUCAACACGUGAUGGCGCCAGUGGCUGAGAGAUGUUUGUCCAACCUUGUGCUUUUUUUUUCUUUUUUCUUUUCUUAAUCUUUUUUUUAUUUUUAUUUUGUUUUGCUUCUGUUGACUACAGUUGUGGAAGGAUAAUUCAGUUCGUGAAGCUGAAGUGCUUUGAUUUUAAACUUUUUUUUUUUUUUUUCCUCUUCUGUUGUCUCAAAACAAGGAUAUUUGAUCACUGGUUUUAUUCACCUCAUUGGCUCACUAAGAAGUGAUAUCACUUUGCAUUAUUUCACUGUAAAGUUCAAUAAAGUCAUGAGACCACUGGGUCUGGUCUGCAGUAGCCCUGUUCUGGAUGUGUCUCAGUUUCAAGGAGUUGACUCUUAACUCUUCUUUGUGACGUUCCCCUUCCUGCCUUCGGCAUUUUUGUUUGACGUGUGUAGUUUAUUUUCUUUUUUUUUUUCCUUUUUUUUUGAUGUUUUCAAGUGCUCUAAAUUCAUCUUUAUUCUGAUUUCAACCCUUUUCAUGUACUGACCAAAUAUCAAUAAAUAAUUUUAAUAGAA